Molecule: messenger RNA, 2399 nt
Organism: Chilo suppressalis (striped riceborer)
Lineage: Eukaryota; Metazoa; Arthropoda; Insecta; Lepidoptera; Crambidae
Source: the annotation of a GenBank genome assembly
GAACCAUACCAGAAUCGACACCAUAAUCUCUGUUAUCUGUGGUCUAAUAUUGAUGGAAACACACCAACGCUUAGCGUCAUUUUUGAAUUUUGAAUUGAAAUCCGUUUCAUCAAAGACUUCGUUUCUAUGACGUGCCCAACAAACAAAAUAGUGCCCUGUUUUUAGUGAUUUUAUGUUUAAUAAAAUGUCGAGGAUUCCAAAACUGCCAAUCACUGGUACCAAAGAGAAUAGGACUGGAUUGUUGAACAAGCCCCUUUCAAGAACUCUCGCUAACACUUUGAGUGAAGCAGAUAAAAAGAACUUGUUGCUGAAUCAUACGAGACCACUACGCAAUGGACCCACAACAUCAGCACCUGCUCAAAGGCUGAAGAGAGCAGCCACUGUCCCGUCUACAACGUUAACUUCUGCCAAGGUGGCUAAGAUUGAGAAAAAACCAGCAACGGUUGCUCCCAAAAUUCCCCCUUAUGACUAUAAGGCAAGGUUUAAUGACUUGUUAGAAAAACAUAAAGUUAUUAAAGGAGAAUUUAAUGACUUGAAAGAUAAACAUGUUGAAGUAUCUGACGAAUAUGAGAAAAUUAAAGAAUCUGCUCAAUCUUCAGCAAGUGAAAGGGAUAUUCUGAAAGAAAAAUUGUUAAACACUAUUAAUGACUUGAGGGAAAAGACGAAUGACUUUGAAAGGAUAAAAAUUGACUUUGAAAUCCAAAAACACGAAAAUGAAGACUUACAUCGCAAAACCAAACUUUUGGAGGAAGUUACAAUGAGUCUGAAGAAAAAAACUACAGAAUUUGAGCAGCUACAGACUGAUUUUAAUGACCUUACCAGACGUCAUACUAGCCUCAAAGAGGAAACUGAAGCUUUAAGAGUGCUAUCAGAACAUCUUAAGAAGGUGUCUAUUGAAUUUGACAAACUACAACUCGACUACAAGGAAGCAAAAGAGAUGAUAACAAAAUAUAAAACAGAUGCUGAAGCUUUACAAAACAUUUUGGCAUCUAUGUAUAAAGAACAACGUGACUUGAGAAAUACCAUACAGGAUCUUAAAGGCAAUAUAAGAGUAUACUGUAGAGUAAGACCACCUCUAGACAGUGAGGCAUCUAAACCAUUGUUUAAUUUGAAUGUCGUCGAUGCCUGCUCAAUAGAAGUAGAAAAAAUUGAAUUGAACUUCAGUUCUGCUAGGAAAGGUAAAUCACAACAUGCGUUUACUUUUGACGGGAUAUUUACACCUCAUUCGUCUCAGGAAGAUGUUUUUGCUGAGGUAUCACCUAUGGUUCAGUCUGCUUUAGAUGGUUACAAUGUUUGUAUAUUUGCAUAUGGUCAGACUGGUUCUGGAAAAACAUAUACCAUGGAAGGUGGUUGUGGAUCAGAACAGUACGGCAUCAUACCCAGAGCAUUCAACAUGAUUUUCACCUGUAUGGAAGAUCUGAAGAGAAUGGGCUGGGAGCUUACUAUUAAGGCAUCUUUUCUAGAAAUUUACAAUGAAGUUAUAUAUGAUCUGCUGAAUUCGAGUAAAGAUCAGGUAUCUCAUGAAAUUAAAAUGGUGAAUUCAAAGGGAACAGAUAUCUAUGUUUCCAAUUUAAAAGAAGAGGAAGUUAAGAGUUCUCAUGAUUUUAUCAGAUUGAUGAUAUUUGCCCAACGUAACAGACAAACUGCUGCAACGCUUAAUAAUGAAAGAAGUUCUCGUUCACAUUCAGUAGCGCAAAUCAAGAUUUCAGCAAUCAAUGAAAAGCGUAAGGAGAAAUUUACGAGUCAUUUAAAUUUAGUAGAUUUAGCUGGUUCAGAAAGUGGUAAAACAACACAGAGAAUGGAUGAGACAAAACACAUAAAUAGAUCUUUGUCUGAACUGUCCAAAGUUAUAUUGUCUUUGCAGACCAAUCAGUCUCAUAUACCAUACAGAAAUUCAAAACUUACGCAUCUUUUGAUGCCCAGCUUGGGAGGCAACUCUAAAACCCUUAUGUUGGUCAAUAUCAACCAAUUUGAUGAAUGCUUUGGUGAAACUCUGAACUCUUUAAGGUUUGCUACAAAAGUAAACAGCUGCAGGACAAUUAAAGCUAAGAAGAAUUUAACAAUGGUUGAUACAUUAUAAUAACAUUGUUUCUAUAAAUAGAUUAUGUUAGCUAAAUAACAUUAGUUUGAUGAGGUUUUCUACAUUUUAGUUGUUACAUUGAGUAAGAUAAAUGUGACUGUUCUGCAUUGUUUGUGACAAAUUAAAAAUAAACAGUUGAUAAAGUACACACAAAAUGGGUAUGUGUGGAACUUCAUCAACUUUUGUAAAAAAAAUACUUGAUUACUUGAUUUCUAUGACAUUCAUUAGUGAUUAUUACAUGAUUAUUCUUUAAUUUUGAAUACUUUAAUGCUUUAACUUUAAUCACCAUUUAAUAUAACGAAUAUAUUUGUUCAAUGUA